GCUUCUCUUCACACUCUUCAAUACACUCUUCCGAUUUCCAACGUGUGAACAUGAGGAGGUACAGCCCAGAGUACUACAGUCCUCCGAGGAGGAGCUACGGCGGCGGCGGCGGAGGCCGGGGGAGAAGCCCGCCGAGGAAGCGCGGCAGGGAGCAGAAUAAUGGAAGCCUGUUGGUUCGGAACAUUCCUCUGGAUUGCAGGCCGGAAGAGCUGAGGACUCCCUUUGAGAGAUUUGGGCUUGUUCGGGAUGUCUACAUUCCCAAGGAUUACUACACUGGGGAACCUCGGGGAUUUGCAUUUGUACAAUUUGUGGAUUCUUAUGAAGCUGCAGAAGCUCAGUAUCAUAUGAAUGGGAAGAUUUUUGCUGGGAGAGAGAUAUCUGUGGUCCUUGCUGCAGAGACAAGGAAAAGACCAGAGGAGAUGCGCCAAAGAACUAGGGUUAGAGGACCAUCAUCAGGCUAUGGGGACAGAAGAUCAUCUCAUUACGGACGUUCUCGUUCUCGGUCACGCUCUCCUCACUAUCCAUCAGGUUCUAGAAGUCGGUACCGCUCAAGGUCCUAUUCUCCUGUUCCAAGAAGACGAGUUGACUCUGUUUCACCAGUUAGAAGGCGUGGUGACCAUCCAAGAUCACCUCGUGACCACCCAAGAUCAUCACGGGAUUCUCCCCUUGAGAGAGGUGGUGAUCAUGAACGAAGGCCAUAUUCUCCUGGUUAUGAUAAUGGUGCUGGGCAAGCUGAAAAUGGAGAUGGGUAUGACAAGAAAUCUAGGUAUGAUGAGGAGGUUGAACCACGAGGCAAUUGGAGGUCUCCCGAUAAAGCAUCAAGAUCACCAUCUGGUUCUAGGUCCAGAUCUGCUGAGUUAUCACCUAGGCGCAGCAGAUAAGGACAAGGCAAAUCUGAAGGCAUAAACAGACAUUUGGUCGAGUUUGCAAGGUUUUUAAUCUGCAGGUUGUAAUAUGAGUAAUUUAAGCCCAGAGUUUUAGGCUUUUCUUUCAAACAUUUGGAACCCUAAUCCCUUUGCUUGUGUUUGGACCAAUGAAACAAUUAGUGACCCCUUGUUUGCUGGUGUAUGGAUAUCCAUGAAAGUUCUAUGGUAGUAUGGUUUCAUUUCAUCU
Messenger RNA from Fragaria vesca subsp. vesca, 1113 nucleotides. RefSeq lists its product as uncharacterized. The record is from RefSeq and is a predicted model, not a curated record. Gene Ontology annotation, molecular function: RNA binding. The coding region runs from base 51 to 881 and encodes 276 amino acids. The transcript has 8 exons. NCBI's taxonomy places the organism in Eukaryota, Viridiplantae, Streptophyta, Magnoliopsida, Rosales, Rosaceae.